Clonostachys rhizophaga is the source of this 1128-nucleotide messenger RNA. The record is from the annotation of a GenBank genome assembly. Lineage: Eukaryota; Fungi; Ascomycota; Sordariomycetes; Hypocreales; Bionectriaceae.
AUGUUUUGCGUCGGCGGUGCGUACGCCCUCAGCACCAUACAAUCGGAAAUUCCUAGGCUCCUGGGUAAGCCUCAGCAGUCAUCAUUUGCACCCUUCGCUUCAGCUUGCUUCGGACUCUCCUUCGGGCUAGGCACAUGCGCGUCUCUACUAUCGACCUUGGGUGCUCGUGCCACAGCUGCCAGUGGAACCGCAAUUUGGGGUCUGGCACUUAUAGCCAUUGGACAUGCACUAGCCAUGUCAAACUUCAUGGGCAUAUUGGUCGCCGUUGCGUUUGGAGGAAUCGGAGUGGGCUACACCUAUCUAUCAGUCAUCGUCCUGGUCGGACAGGGAUUUCCACGCCGACCGCUGGCAAGAAGUGCUAUCGGCCCCUUGGGGUUUUCUACCGGUGCGGGAGCGUGCAUAAGUUCAUACUCGUACUUCUCUUUCAGUUCGAUCGACCAGCAAAGUCUCGGGCACCUUGUUCGUCUAUCAGGCUACAUCUCCAUUUCAGUUGCCCUUUGUACGAUGAUUGCGUUGCCCAACGACCUCACCCAAUUCACGGGGUCACCAGACUCGGAACAAAGGGUGGCUAGCCCAAGAAGAGCGUUCCGAGCACUGCUUUUCUUCAAUGCUCUACCGGGCAUGACGGCAUUUGCUGGGAUACUACCACUAGCAAACCUAUACAGCGAGCCCGACCAUCAGUAUACCGCACUAAUUUUGCCCCUCGUCAUGGCUGCUCUUGCACUCGGUGGCCUACUUGCACAGUCAUUUCAGGGGUGGCUCGGUGCGCGAGCCAGUUUCUCUGCGCUGUUCACCCUGCGUGGAGCUAUGCUUCUGAGGCUGGCACAGUACCCGAGCGGUCCUCAAGCUACGAUCACUCUCCUUUCGAUUCUCCUCGCGCACGGAAUGGGUUUCGGGAUAUUGCCUGGCCUCAUUAAGCGUCAUCACUCACAGCCCGCCGCCUUCGCGCGUAGCUACGGCUCGGUUUUGGUGGCCUGGGGAGUAGCAGGAGUGGCUGGUGCCCUACUCUGCGCUUACUCUAUCUCCAGUAAAGAAAAUCUCACGAUUGUCUGCAACGUGAUGGGAGUUAUAACUCUUGUAUGCGGGGGAACGAUACAGCUCUUGUCGUUCGGCAUUAUUCUCUGUUAA